Messenger RNA from Linum trigynum, 5481 nucleotides. NCBI's taxonomy places the organism in Eukaryota, Viridiplantae, Streptophyta, Magnoliopsida, Malpighiales, Linaceae. The record is from the annotation of a GenBank genome assembly.
UGCUCGGCAAACGCUUAACAACACCGAGUCUCUGAAUUUAUCAUCAAUCAAUCGGCAUAUCUAAUCAAGAACCUGAAAAUUAUAUGCAAGUUCAGCUAAGAGAAGCAAGCAAGACAAACAAAGAGGAGGCUCCACUGAAGUUGACAGUCUUACAUUAUCUGCUUGAGGAAGGAAAUUUCCCAAGCGAGAAGAUCCAACAUCACCAAUUUGUAAAAACCAAACAAGAAUCUCUCUCUGAGAUCCCAAAAGAUUACUCUAGUACCUGCCAAGUGACAUUCAAACAACAGGAAACACAAAGGUUCCCAGUCUUGCAUACCCCAACAACUAUUUUCAAGUUCACAUGUUUCGCAAAUUACCCUACUGUGGUUGUUCAUAUUUAAUUCAGUGCGUUUAACAAUUGCAUAGUACAUCUUGAUGUGAUCAAGGUGAAUCUGAUUGAGGCUUGCACUAGAAAUCAUCCACCGCAAUUACGGACUAACCUCAAGGUCAAAAGAACGACCAGUCCAUCCCAAAAUGUGAUCAUGCUGAGAAAUCACCCAGUCAAUAAAAACGGAUUCAGAAACUUCUGCAAUCUGCACAUGGGGAAAGGGAGACAGUGAAUCUUAAUGUGUUAUUGCUAACAAUGAAAUCAGACAUCCCAUAAACAUCCAAAGACAAAUUUCAAACACAAAUUUGACCUAGUACAACUUCUACUUCUGCAAUUUCAAGUAAGGCCCAUUAUUCAUACCUAUCAAAGUUUAUGCCAUCAGUCUCGUUCGUCCGCUCUGGCUGCUGCGGUUGGUAUUCGCACUUUCCGUUGGCCAUCAACGGCAGCGUACCUACCCACCGCUAUCGGCGAUCCGCACUUUGGCCCACCUCUCGAGUCUGCACUCUUCACUUCUCCGAUCCUUCCUCAUCCGCCUCUCGAGCACAAGAUUCAAUCCAUCAUGCCUCGAACAGAUCACUCUCUUAAUCCAUAGAGGGAUUAAAUAUCGAUGGGAAGCGCAAAAUCCAAUUGCUUCAAUCGAUAGCCAGGAUGAGAGGAGAGGGUUCGUCAGCCACUACAGACAGCAAUUGGAAAGGGGGUUUGAGCGUUGACAUGAGUGGGAAAAUGAAUAAAUCACCAAACUAAAAUUGUAAGUAAAUAUAACUUAAUGGAUUGGAGACAUGAUUAGAAUAAAAUUUGGUACUAUAAUUCGUAAAUAUGUUGAAAAGUUUGUUUAGGGGUUAAAGGGUACUCAUAAAAAAGUAAUAGGACCAACUAAUCAUUUAAAAAUUGUAAAAAUUAAAUAAUUUAAUUCCAAUUAAUAAACACCGUUAGAUUAUAUCUACGGUGUAGAAAUCCUGUCGCAUAGUAUGUGUCUGACGCAUACGAGUGUGACCCAUAUAUAUAUGGCAAAGGCUAGCGUACGUCCGGGCGUACACUAGCCUACCGUACGCCCCAUUGAGUUUUGCUAUUUAGACAAAGAAUUAAUCGGAUUUUGGGACAUGAUACUAUACCCUAACCCCUAAUGGGUGAAUCCCAGUCCCCAAUUCACUAACCCAAAGCAUGAGAUUAGUUUAAUCUUAAAAAUGAAAAUCAACGAUUCUGAUUCGUCGAAAUUUUCAUUGGUUUUCAUUUUAAGAUUAAACGAACCUCAUGGUUUGGGUUAGAAAUUUAGGGACUAGGGUUCACCCAUUAGAGGUUAGGGUAUAGUAUCAUGCCCCAAACUCCGAUUAAUUCAUUAUCUAUAUAGCAAAACUCAAUGGGGCGUACGCUAGGUAGCGUACGCUAGCCUGAACUAUAUAUAUAUAUAUAUAUAUAUAUAUAUAUAUAUGUGUGUGUGUGUGUGUGUGUGCCUGUCGACAAACGUUUGAUAUCCAUCGGUCCAACGCUGGAGAAAAAUAUCAAAUAUAGUUUCUAGAACUGAACACUUGUUUUUUCAGGCCAUUAACACCAAAUGAAGGGGAGAAAAACAAGCGGUCACUCCAUUCAUACAAAAGAAAAAUCAUAAUCAUGAAAUAGAUGGGAGAAAAACAAAUGUUCACUCCAUUAUCACAAAUAAAACUUCAUAAAUUUCAAAACUUUCAUCUUCUUGUUCAUUCUUGUCACCAUUAACAUUCUUCCAUUGUCUUUCACCUUGCCCAUGUUGAAUCAUACAUAUCAACAAAAAUUAUACUUAACGUUAGAUUAAUACCUAGCUAGUUUAAGCAUAUUCAAGACUAGUGCUAAAAGUAUGAAACAAGAUUCACGGAACAUGUUCUAACUGUUUAAACAGCGGUAUUUUGGAAGCACUGGGUGCGCUAUGCAUGUGAAAACCUUUUAGCGACCGCAUUGGAGCGGGUUUAGGUGAUCUCACAUUUCGUGCAUUAGGUGGCUUGUUUGGCAUGGUAGUGAUCGCGAGAUCAUUGAGUGUCAUUUUGAUCGUGUUAGGAACGAUUGAAUUGACGAGGGGUUGGGUAUGUCAUUCAUUCGAAAAGCGCGAUUUUGCAAAAUGUUGCAUAUGUGUCUUUAGUACUUGCAUGAUAUAGCUGAAGGGAUGGAAUUGGCCAAAAAAUUGAAAGUGUAUUUUCCUGGCAAAAGCGGUUGCUUGGUAGCGGACGGGAUAUGCUUCAGACUGCGUCUAGGUAUUUCUUUCUCAAGUGCAAGUCGUUACAUGUUCUUGGAGACUGAGACGCCUUCCAUGGUUACUAGGCGAAAGGUGUUGGGACCUGUUUUGUCCUUGGUGAGGGAUGGGCCUCCCAGGUUGCGUCAAGCUUGUAGCGUUUUCACCUUUCGUUGUAGGAGGUGGUUGCUUUCUCUUUUCCGCUUGCGAUUCGUUCCAUGGUCGCGUUACGUCGCGAUUCUACCAUGUCUUGUUGCCCCAGUAGCUUCUUGUUGUUGUCCUCCGACUUGUAUGCUUGAACACCGAGGGAGGGUACGUAAGUUUACUUCCUCUGGGGUGACCGUUUUGGUGUCGUAUGUUAGAGCGAAGGGAGUCUCUCCCGUGGCCAUCUUGUGGAUCGUGUGAUGCAACCAUAGGGCGUGGGAGAGCUCAGUCAUCCCUGCCCCUUUGUUGUCCGAGGACGUUUGCUCUGUCCAUUGUUGGUUUAUGGGUAUGCCACUGAUGCCUUUGUGCCCAUGGUGCGGUUUUGCGCACAAGGACCAUUCUGUUAUCCUUUCAAGCCUCUCGAAAGGUGUUUUUCCUCCAUCCUAUCGGGAGGUGUGUGAGCCUGUCGGAAGGAAAUUUUAUGAUAAUGACUCACUUGGGAGAAGUGAGAUUGGGCUUUCACCUUCGUGGAAGAAGCAUUCCCGUGAGGGGAGCAUCACCCGGAGGCGGAAUAUUCUCGUGGUGGGAGUAUUGCCGCGAGGCCGGAUCAUCCUCGUAGUCUUUUGGCUUAUAAGAUACGUGUUAGUCUUAGCCGUCUUGGGAAGCUCAUUAGUCCUUCGACUUUCUGGGAAGCGCUUAAGUGUUUUGGUCAUUACUCAGAGGUGCAUUGCUCAGAGACGGGAAGCGUUCCCGAGAGGGAGUAUAGCUCGGAGGCAUUUUUUGAGCCUUGCCAAGAGACGAAAGGCGUGAAUCAUUCCCGGAGGGAGCAUCGCUCGUAGGCGGAAAUCACUCCCCGAAGGGCAGCAUCGCUCGGGGGCGGUUUUUAGGCCUUGCCCGGAGGCGGAAGGCGUGAAUCAUUCGCGGAGGGAGCAUCGCUCGUAGGUGGAAGCCAUUCCCCUAAGGGAGCAUUGCUCUGAGGCGGUUUUCAAUCCUUGCCUAGAGGCGGAAGGUGUGAAUCAUUCCCGGAGAGAGCAUCGCUCGCAGGCGGAAAUCCCCCUCUGAAUGGAGCAUCACUCUGGGGCGGUUUUUGGGCCUUGCCCGAAGGCGGAAGGCAUGAAUCGUGCUCAUAGCAUCGCUCGUAGGUGGAAAUCAUUCCACGAAGGGAGUAUCGCUCGGAGGCGGUUUUCUAGCCUUGACAGGAGACAGAAGGUGUGAAUCAUUCCCGGAGGGAACAUUGAUCGUAGGCGGGAAUCAUUCCUCGAAGGGAGCAUCGCUCGGAGGCAGUUUUCGAGCAUUGCCAGGAGGCGGAAGGCGAGAAUCAUUCCUGGAGAGAUUAUAGCUCGUAGGAGGAAAUCAUUCCCCGAAGGGAGCAUCGCUCGGAGGCGAUUUUUGAGCCUUUUCAGUCUGUCGAGAGGCGUUUCUUCCUUUCAGCCUAUAGGGAGGCGUGUCUUCUUUUAGCUUAUCGGGAGGCGUUUCUUCUUUUCAGCCUACGGGCAGACGCUUCUUCUUGGUCUGUCGAGAGGCAUUCCGUCUUUCAGUAUGUAUGGAGGUCGUUUCAGGAGGCGUUUGUUUUUAUGGUCUUACGGGAAGCGCUUUGGAGAGUCUGAACAAAUUGAGAGCUUAGCCUGGAGUUCGGACGCGUGAACCGAGCCUGGCACGAAGUCAUGAGUCUUUGAUAUAGCCUGGAAGGCAUGAAAUUUGAUUUGUAUGUGGUUCUAUAUUCGAAUAUUUUUGGAGGCGAUUCUCCAAUUUAUUAUUUUGUAAUGGAAGAAUCAUUUAACUACUGGGUAGUUUGGUCUUCGUGGGCCAUUGGGAAUGGGCCGUUUUAAAGGAUGGGUAACCCUAGCUUGGCGGACGGGCCAUUAUUGAAGGGCGGGCUUGGAUGCGAGUUGGGUCGCGCGAGCGUUGUCUUAUGGGUGCUUGGGCUCCAUAAGGCGAGCGGUUGGCCCGAACAAUAUUCGGUGGUCUGGACGAAUCAGAAAUGGCCAUGAAAGACGUGGGCGAUGAUAGAGACGAGAAUGGUACGCAGGAUCAGGAUUCUCUUGUGUCGAUGCAUCGCCUAUGUAAAGCGAAGGUCGGGCGUUGUCUCCGUGCCAAUGCAGGAUCGGGCUUUCGUUUCAAGUGGAGACGUUUGAUAAGCCGUUAAUUGCACAUGUUUUUACCCCUAUUAUGGAGCCGUUUGAGAUGGUAAUUCUCGUGUUUUAGGCCGAUUUCAUGCUAGGUUGUGUUUGUUUGUGAUAUUUCAGGUCCUAGCAAGUGAAUGAAGGAUUAGGAGCGAGUUCGGGGUCGAUUGGACGAAGAUCGGGCGCGAGGCAAGUCAAAAAGGAAGCCACACGGGCACACACAGAAGCCACACGGCCGUGCAAGUGACCAAUUUGGCCGUGUGGGAUUGUGCGAGCCUUCACACAGCCAGCCUUGAUAUUCACACGGCCGUGUGAAGUUGCACUUUGGCCGUGUGGAAUUCUGCGAGGCUUCACACCGCCAGGCUGGGUGAGCUACACGGCCGUGUGACCCUGGCCGUGUAAGAAGCCUAAAAUCCAAUUAUUCGGAACGCGGCGUUUUGACCUCACACGGGAAACUGGGUAUGCCACACGGCCGUGUGACCCUGCCCGUGUGAGUUGGGAAUUUCUGGUUUUUACCCAAUUUCGGGCUGCAAGUGAGAGAAUCGGAGUUUUGAGAGCAAAAACAGAGCCCUAGAGAGAGAAAGUACAAAGAACACAUCCUAGAAGCUAUCUUGGAGCUGGGUUUCAUCAAAUCAAGCUUGGAGAUUGUC